Messenger RNA from Styela clava, 757 nucleotides. Its product is annotated as AP-1 complex subunit sigma-2-like. Lineage: Eukaryota; Metazoa; Chordata; Ascidiacea; Stolidobranchia; Styelidae. Gene Ontology annotation, molecular function: clathrin-cargo adaptor activity. The record is from RefSeq and is a predicted model, not a curated record. Gene Ontology annotation, cellular component: AP-1 adaptor complex. Gene Ontology annotation, biological process: protein transport; vesicle-mediated transport.
UAUCUAGUUAACCUAACAACGGUUGGAUCAUGAUUAAAUUCAUGCUAUUAUUCAGUCGCCAAGGCAAGGUGCGUCUUCAAAAAUGGUUCAAUGCAAUUGGUGAUAAAGAGAGAAAAAAAAUUGUAAGAGAAUUGGUCUCAAUCAUUCUCGCAAGACGUCCAAAAAUGUGCAACUUUUUGGACUGGAAAGAUUUGAAGAUUGUGUAUAAAAGAUAUGCAUCAUUGUUUUUUUGCUGUGCAAUCGAAGACUUUGAUAAUGAGCUUUUGACAUUAGAAGUUAUCCACAGAUAUGUUGAAAUUCUUGACAAAUACUUUGGAAGCGUUUGCGAACUUGAUAUAAUUUUUAAUUUUGAGAAGGCUUAUUAUAUACUGGAUGAAUUCAUAUUGGCAGGUGAGAUACAAGAAUCUUCCAAAAAGAAAGUUUUGCAAGCAGUUGAGUCCGCUGAUGCUAUGCAGGAAGAGUAUCAGGAAGCUGAAGCAACACGUAGUAUAUUAGAAGACUUUGGAUUAGCAUGAUAUAAAACUAAAUGUGAAUGACCAAUGAUCAUUGCUGGACAGAUACAUUGUCAGGCUGCUCUCUGACAUUCUCAAAUAUAGUCCAAUUGAAGCCCUACUAUUAUGGAAUCAUGUGACCGAUUUCGCCUUGCUACAUUCCUUAUCUGGGUUCUCAUUAUAUUCUCAUAUAUUCAGUGCUUUUAUAGAUAAUUAAAUCUUAUUAUAUAAAUAUAACAUAUGGGAUGCAUGGCCAACCUGCAACA